Messenger RNA from Durusdinium trenchii, 612 nucleotides. Lineage: Eukaryota; Dinophyceae; Suessiales; Symbiodiniaceae. The record is from the annotation of a GenBank genome assembly.
AUGAGCCCGGGCGUGCCGGAGUUCCGCAAGAGCAGCACGCUGGACGCGGAGCCCUUCGAGGUGACGAACUGGGCCUCAGACCAUCGGCUGGAGCUGCCGUACGACGAUGUGCAGAACCCCGUGGUGCGCUGGCAGCUCCGCUGUUGGGGCCCCUCGUGCAUGGAGGGCGCCUACAUCUUCUCGCCGGACUACACGCAGAACGUGCAAGGUGGCCUAUCCUUUCCACGCCUGCUGUUGCACCGGCCGCACGCCGAUCCUAAUCAGCCCGAUGAGCCGCAAGCGCUGCUCACGGUGAUGGAUCAGCACAGAUUGCAGGACAUGGAUUGCUCGACAGAUGGGGUCCUUACGCCCUUCUGCAACUACUGCAUGAAGCUGGAGCCAGUGAAGAUGUGCAGUCAAAACGGAAAGCACCAGUUCUGUCAGCCGAGCGCGAACCACUUCAGCAUCCGAACCACCUGUCCUCAUCCGAAGUUCUUGACAGAACGUGAUGGCCACGUGUUCUUUGCACCGAGCAGUGCCUCCAAUGACCAGUACUGGCGCCUGAGUCAGCCGCCGCCGCCACCAGUCAGCUAUGCGGCAAAUGCGCCCAACGCCAACUUCGAUUUCUUGUAA